UCUCUCUCUCUCUCUCUCUCUCUCUCUCUCUCCAGUCUCAACCGCAAUUCUCAGCUUCAACGAUGCAGCUCAAAACCCUAGCUCGUCCUUCCCACACUCCAAUCGGAGCCCCAAAUCUCCGACGACUCUCUCGCCCUUCAAUCUUCCUCAGCAACCAAUUCACCCCUCGCCUCCGCAACUCCACCACUCCGCCGCCGCAGAGUAUUCGCAUCUCUCAUAAGAACAGUCUUCGCAAUCGGUUCCUAACAGCUUGCACUAGCGCUAGCCAUGAACUCAUCGAAGAAGACAAGCUCGAAAAUGAUAACAAUGUCGCUUCAGUUUCACUCUCUUCCGAAGAAGAAGAAGUAGUGGUGGAAGUUGUGGAAUCGAAGAGAGAGGAUUUGGCGAACCAGAGCAUAUGGAAGCAAAUGAAGGAGAUCGUGAUGUUUUCUGGUCCCGCCACGGGGCUUUGGAUCUGUGGACCGUUGAUGAGUCUCAUCUCAACGGCUGUGAUCGGUCGGGGAAGCUCAACGGAGCUCGCUGCUUUAGGCCCUGGAACGGUCUUUUGCGAUAAUAUGAAUCUUUUGUUCAUGUUCCUUUCAAUUGCUACUUCAAAUAUGGUUGCCACUUCGCUUGCCAAACGGGAUAAAAAUGAAGUUCAGCAUCAAAUAUCUAUCUUGCUCUUUGUUGGGAUAACUUGUGGGACUUUGAUGCUUUUGUUUACCCAGUUCCUGGGUCCAUGGGCACUGACUGCUUUUGCUGGGCCAAAGAACGUGCAUAUUGUACCUGCAGCAAGCAAAUAUGUCCAGAUUCGAGGCUUGGCAUGGCCUGCAAUUCUUUUUGGGUUGGUUGCUCAAAGUGCAAGUCUUGGCAUGAAAGAUUCAUUGGGACCUCUGAAGGCUUUGGUGGUAGCUAGUUCUGUGAAUGCCAUUGGUCAUGUAGUCCUGUGCAAUAUGUUACACUUUGGUAUAACCGGUGCAGCAUGGGCAACAAUGACAUCACAACUUAUUGCAGCUUAUAUGAUGAUUGACGCUCUUAACAAAAAAGGAUAUAGCGCUUUUUCCAUCUCCAUUCCAUCGCCCAAAGAAUUUUUGCAGAUAUUUGCAAUUGCUGCUCCAGUCUUUGUAACAAUGUUCUCAAAGGUGGCCUUCUAUUCUCUCAUAACAUAUUUUGCUACAGCUAUGGGCACAAAUACAGUUGCGGCUCAUCAGGUCAUGAUCCAAAUGUACGGCAUGUGUGUGGUAUGGGGUGAACCUCUCUCUCAAACUGCGCAAUCGUUCAUGCCAGAGUUAUUAUAUGGAGUCAACCAAAGUUUGGAGAAGGCUCGAAUGCUGCUAAAGUCACUGAUGGUUAUUGGAGCUAUACUUGGAUUAGCAAUAGCAACGAUAGGAAUGUCUGUUCCUUGGUUGCUUCCCAAACUUUUUACACCUGAUCUUAAUGUCAUACAAGAGAUGCACAAGGUGUUGAUUCUGUUCUUUCUUUCAUUAGCUGUGACGCCUUGUACUCAUAGCCUUGAGGGAACAUUGCUGGCUGGACGAGAUCUAACAUUUAUUAGCUUAUCAAUGAGCGGAUGCUUUUCUUUGGGUGCUCUUCUACUGCUGCUUGUAAAAGGAUACGGUUUGCCAGGUUGCUGGUUUGCACUUGUGGGAUUUCAAUGGGGUCGAUUUUUCCUUGCUCUCCAGCGCCUUCUUUCUCCUAGUGGUGUACUGCAGUCCAAAAAUAUGAUCAACUAUAGACCGGAGAAACUCAAAGCUGCUUAGAUUCCAAUCCAUAUUUUGGUAUAUGAUACAGGGAAAUUUAUGAAGUUGCAAAGGAAGUGAAUUCCAAUAUUCUUGCCUUCAGACGGCAGCCUAUUAUCACAUAUUGGCAUCUUUUUGACCUAGCUGCUAAACAUCACGUUGUAUUCAUUCUUUUUAUGCCUCUAUGAGGUUAAAAGCAUAAGGGAAAGGAUAAUCUCCAAAGCAAAAGGUGCUAGAUAAUCUCUAGUAAUUGUUAUUCUUGUAAUUGUUUGUUACUCUAUUCAUAAGAAACUUUCCCCAACCGUGAAUAUAUAUUUGAUGAUAAAUAAUUUCAUUGCAA
This is a messenger RNA of Quercus robur (English oak), 2058 nucleotides long. RefSeq names its product protein DETOXIFICATION 46, chloroplastic-like. Gene Ontology annotation, cellular component: membrane. The transcript has 14 exons. The record is from RefSeq and is a predicted model, not a curated record. Gene Ontology annotation, biological process: transmembrane transport. Bases 63 to 1739 code for a protein of 558 amino acids. Lineage: Eukaryota; Viridiplantae; Streptophyta; Magnoliopsida; Fagales; Fagaceae. Gene Ontology annotation, molecular function: antiporter activity; xenobiotic transmembrane transporter activity.